Messenger RNA from Meriones unguiculatus (Mongolian gerbil), 456 nucleotides. RefSeq names its product zinc finger protein 3-like. Lineage: Eukaryota; Metazoa; Chordata; Mammalia; Rodentia; Muridae. The record is from RefSeq and is a predicted model, not a curated record. The annotation marks the transcript as partial. The transcript is spliced from 2 exons.
AAUGACUGUGGUAAAUCAUUCACAUGUUCCAAUUAUCUUUGCAGGCAUGAAAGCAGUCAUACCGGAGAGAAACCCUUUAAGUGCACUCUAUGUGGUAAAGCCUUUCCCUAUACCACUGUUCUCAUAUGGCAUAAAAGAACACACACAGGAGAGAAGCCUUACAAAUGUAAUCAGUGUGGUAAAACCUUUGCAAAAAACAGUCAUGUUGUGCGGCAUAAAAGAACACACACUGGAGAGAAACCUUAUGAGUGUAACCAGUGUGGUAAAGCCUUUGCACAAAACAGUCAUCUCAUAAUCCAUAAAAGAACACACACUGGAGAGAAACCUUAUGAAUGUAAUGAGUGUGGCAAAGCCUUUGCAGAAAACAGUCAUCUCUUAAGCCACAAAAGAACACACACUGGAGAGAAACCUUAUGAAUGUAAGCAGUGUGGUACUGACUGCUUAGAGCCCAAUUAG